UGAGUCAGUGGGGAAAUGAAGGAGGGAGGUGAGAGGAUAAAAGGAGCAAGCUGUGGAGCAACCAUCUACAUUGACAGCCGCACAGGAUCAGGAAGGAUGAUGGGUGGGACUCCGCUGUGGCUGCUGGCCUGUCUGGCCUUUGCCUCUGUGACUUCUCUGGUUGAUGGCGCUCCACUGAAGGUGAUGUCUGCCCCAAACAUGUUGCGUGUAGGAACAACAGAGAACAUCUUUGUGGAGUGUCAAGACUGUACAGGGGGAGACAUACAGGUUCACAUCAAGGUGAUGAACCAUCCAACCAAGCUCAUAACGCUGAAGACCACAAGUGUGACCCUUAACAGUGGAAAUCAAUUCCAGGCACUUGGACAAAUAAAGAUCCCCGCUGAAGGGUUUAGCAGGGAUCCCACCGUGAAGCAGUAUGUCUACCUGCAAGCUCAGUUUCCUGACCGCCUGCUGGAGAAAGUCGUCCUUGUGUCCUUCCAGUCCGGCUACAUCUUCAUCCAGACUGACAAGAGCCUCUACACCCCCAGCAGUAAAGUUCUUUACAGGAUGUUUGCAGUGACACCUCGUAUGGAGCCCAUUGAGAGGGAUGAAAACAAUCUUAAGGAUUCUUCCAUUGACAUUGAGAUUAUGACUCCUGAAGGAAUCACUUUACCUGUUGAUUCAGUCUCUCCACAAUCAGGAAUCCAUGCUGGCGAUUUCCAACUUGGUGAAGUUGUCAGUCCUGGAGUCUGGAAAGUGGUGGCCAAAUUCCACAAGAACCCACAGCAGAGCUACACUGCAGAGUUUGAGGUCAAGGAAUAUGUGCUGCCGAGUUUUGAGGUGAAGUUGAUGCCUGAGAGCUCCUUCUUCUAUAAAGACAGUCCAGAGCUCAAUGUCAACAUCAAAGCUACGUAUCUGUUUGGUGAAGAGGUAACUGGCACAGCAUACGUGGUAUUUGGGGUUGUGCUCGAGAGUCAGAAGAGGAGCUUUCCAAACGCUCUUCAGAGAGUAGCGAUGGAAAAAGGUGCUGGAGUGGCCAAACUGAAGAGGGAACACAUCACACAGACCUUCAAGAAUAUCGACCAGCUUGUGGGGAGUUCCAUAUUUGUUGCAGUCAGUGUGCUGACAGAGAGUGGUAGUGAAAUGGUGGAGGCAGAGGUGAGAGGCAUCCAGAUCGUUACAUCCCCCUACACCAUUCACUUCAAGAGAACGCCCAAAUAUUUCAAACCAGGAAUGUCCUUCGAUGUUUCGAUUGAAGUUGUGAAUCCAGAUGAAUCUCCAGCUAAAGGUGUUGCUGUGGUAGUGAGUCCAGGUGAUGUGAAGGGUUUGACUGCAGCUAAUGGCCUUGCAAAGCUUACCAUCAAUACAGAGGCAAGAGCAUCAGAUCUGAGAAUCACUGCAAAAACCAGUGAUCCUCGUAUUUUAGCGGAAAGACAAGCAUCAGCCACCAUGGUAGCUCUUCCAUAUAAAACUAAAAGCAACAGCUACAUCCACAUAGGUGUGGAUACAGCAGAGCUUGAGUUAGGAGACAAUCUGAAAAUCAACCUCAACUUGAACAGGCAGUCAAAUCAAGACACUGAUCUCACAUACCUGAUCCUGAGCAGAGGUCAAUUGAUCCAACAUGGCCGUUACAGGACAAAAGGACAAGUGCUGAUUUCCCUGAUCGUUCCCAUCACCAAAGACAUGCUGCCAUCAUUCCGCAUCAUAGCCUACUACCAUCCAAAUGACAAUGAAGUGGUAUCAGACUCUGUCUGGGUGGAUGUCACAGACUCCUGCAUGGGCUCGUUGAAGUUAGAACCAUCGAGACCUGCUGCAUCCUAUGAGCCUCGAAGGAUGUUUGGUCUGAAGGUUACUGGAGAUCCAGGAGCCACAGUUGGACUGGUGGCAGUUGACAAAGGAGUCUAUGUCCUGAAUAACAAGCACCGCCUCACCCAGAAAAAGGUGUGGGACAUCGUGGAGAAAUAUGACACAGGCUGCACCCCUGGUGGAGGAAAGGAUGGUUUGAAUGUGUUCUACGAUGCUGGGCUGUUGUUUGAGUCCAGCACAGCUUCUGGAACUCCUUACAGACAAGAACUAAAAUGUCCAGCCCCCAGCAAAAGGAAAAGAAGAAACACUAUUAUGGACGUCACAACCAGCUUAAUAAGUCAGUAUAAAACUGAUCUUCAACGUGAGUGUUGUUUUGAGGGCAUGAGGGAAACCAAGCUUUCAUACACCUGUGAGAUGCGCAGUGAGUACAUCACUGAUGGUGCAGAAUGUGUUCAGGCCUUCGUGCACUGUUGCAAUGAGAUGACAAACCAGCGAGCUGAGAAUAAAGAGGACCAACUCCUAAAUGCUCGCAGUGAGGUUGAAGACGACAGUUACAUGGACAGCAAUGAGAUAGUGUCUCGCACUCAGUUCCCUGAAAGUUGGCUGUGGACAGACAUCGUUCUGCCCUCUUGCAACUCACCCAGCUGUGCAUUCAACAAAAACGUUCCUUUACCAGACUCAAUCACAACCUGGCAGUUCACUGGCAUUAGUCUGUCAACAACCCAUGGAAUCUGUGUCAGUGAACCGUUGGAAGUGAUUGUCAGGAAGGACUUCUUCAUUGACCUUAGACUGCCCUACUCUGCUGUCCGUGGAGAGCAGCUAGAAAUUAAGGCAAUCCUCCACAACUACACCCCCGAUCUUAUCACUGUGCGUGUGGAUCUGUCUGAGACGGAUGAUGUGUGCAGUGCAGCAUCUAAACGUAGACGAUAUCGUCAGGAGGUCAGAGUCGGGCCCCUGACUACACGAUCAGUACCCUUCAUCAUUAUACCCAUGAAGGAUGGACAAUUCGACAUUGAGGUCAAAGCAGCUGUGAAGGACUCGUCGCUCAAUGAUGGAAUCAUGAAGAUGCUGCGGGUGGUGCCUGAAGGUGUACUAAUUAAGUCUCCACAGACUAUAAUUCUAGACCCCUCACACAAAGGUGCCGGAGGUAAACAAGAAGAAAUUCUCAAUAGUGGAAUUCCAAAGAAAGACUGGGUUCCUAACACACCUACAAGCACACAGAUCUCUGUGACAGGGAGUGAAGUUGGUCCAUUGGUGGAGAACGCCAUUAGUGGGAAAUUGAUGGGUUCAUUGAUCCAGCAGCCACGCGGCUGUGGAGAGCAGAACAUGAUCUACAUGACUCUACCUGUCAUCGCAACCAUGUAUUUGGACAAAACUAACCAGUGGGAAACUGUGGGCUUUCAGAAACGGAAUGAAGCCCUCCAGCAUAUCAAGACUGGCUACAAGAAUGAGCUUGCCUUCCGACAAAAAGAUGGAUCUUUUGCAACAUGGCCCAAGACCCAAGGCAGCUCCUGGCUCACAGCUUAUGUUGUCAAGGUGUUUGCCAUGUCCUCCAACCUGGUGGAACUGCAGAAGAAUGUGAUCUGUGACGCUGUCAAGUUUCUGAUUCUCAAUGCACAGCAACCUGAUGGCAUGUUCAGAGAAACUGGGAGGGUGAUCCAUGGAGAAAUGAUUGGUGAUGUGAAAGGCUUGGAUACAGAUGCCUCCAUGACAGCGUUCUGCCUCAUCGCCAUGCAGGAGUCACGCCAGCUAUGUGCUGACACAGUUGGUAGUCUGCCUGGAAGUAUUGACAAAGCCGUGGAAUACCUGAAGAGACGUUUGCCCAGCCUCACCAACCCAUAUGCUGUAGCCAUGUCAUCAUACGCCCUGGCCAACCAAAACCAACUGGACAAAGACAUCCUCUUCAAUUUUGCUUCCCCAGAGUUGUCCCACUGGAAUGUUCCUAAAGGACGUGUUUAUACAUUAGAGGCCACAGCUUAUGCUCUUCUUGCUCUGGUCAAGGCCAAGGCCUUUGAAGAUGCUAGACCUAUUGUGAAAUGGUUGAACAAACAGCAGAAGGAUGGUGGAGGCUAUGGCUCAACUCAGGCUACUAUAACAGUGUACCAGGCUGUAGCAGAAUACUGGUCGAAUGCUAAAGAACCAGAGUAUGAUCUGAACGUGGACAUCCAUUUGCCUGGCAGGGCCAAGCCAGAUAGGAUCAACUUCAACAGGAACAACCACCACACGACCAGAACAUCAAAAAUCAAUGAUAUAAACCAGGAUGUUAAAGUGACUGCGACAGGAACUGGAGAAGCAACACUGAAGAUGGUGUCACUGUAUUACGCUCUGCCGAAGGAAAAAGAGAGUGACUGUCAGAAGUUUAACUUGUCAGUGGAGCUUAUUCCAGAGAAAAUGGAUGAGAAUGAGGCGAUAUACAAACUGAGAAUAGAAGUCUUAUAUAAGAACAAGGAUCACGAUGCAACUAUGUCAAUCUUGGAUAUUGGCUUACUAACUGGCUUCACUGUCAACAAAAAUGACCUGGACUUGUUGGCCAAAGGACGCGCCCGUACCAUUGCAAAAUAUGAGAUGGACACAGUUCUGUCAGAGAGAGGUUCAUUGAUCAUCUACCUGGACAAGGUUUCUCACACACGAUCAGAGGAGAUCACUUUUAGGAUCCACCAGACUCUGAAAGUGGGCGUCAUGCAACCAGCGGCUGUGUCUGUCUAUGAAUAUUAUGACCAAACACAAUGUUUGAAAUUCUACCAUCCAGAGAGGAAAGCUGGGCAGCUGCUGAGGCUCUGUAGAAAUGAAGAAUGCACAUGUGCUGAAGAGAACUGCAGCAUGCAGAAGAAGGGUAAAAUCAGCAAUGAUUUACGCACAGCUAAACCCUGUGAGAGUACACCUACCAGCAAAAUUGAUUUUGUUUACAAAGUGAGAGUGGAAGACUUCACAGAUGGUUUGUCCACUGAUAUUUACACAAUGCGGAUAAUGGAAGUGAUCAAAGAAGGAAAUUAUGAUGUUGGUCCCCAGGGUAAACUACGUGCAUUCCUCAGUUACCCUCACUGCAGGGAGGCUUUAGAUCUGGGUAAAGGGAAAACGUAUCUCAUCAUGGGCACAUCAAAGGAUAUUCACAAGGACCAAUCGUAUCAGUAUGUGCUCGGUGAGAGAACCUGGAUCGAGUACUGGCCCACAGACGCAGAGUGUCAAAAGGAUGAACACAGGCCAACAUGUUUGGGCUUGGAGGAGAUGGUCACGCAGUACACUCUCUUUGGAUGUCCACUGUAGUACAACACCAGAAAAUCCACUGUCUUUGUUUCUUUUUCAUUUUUACAUAUGUUAUGCAAAACUUUAACUGUUAUAAAAUGUAACAGAUCAAAAGGUUACUCUGUGUGGAAUAAACUCUAAAGUCUUCA
This is a messenger RNA of Solea solea (common sole), 5177 nucleotides long. Its product is annotated as complement C3-like. The coding region runs from base 16 to 5049 and encodes 1677 amino acids. NCBI's taxonomy places the organism in Eukaryota, Metazoa, Chordata, Actinopteri, Pleuronectiformes, Soleidae. Gene Ontology annotation, molecular function: protein binding; endopeptidase inhibitor activity. The record is from RefSeq and is a predicted model, not a curated record. Gene Ontology annotation, cellular component: extracellular region. The transcript has 43 exons.